Messenger RNA from Lathyrus sativus (Indian pea), 477 nucleotides. The record is from the annotation of a GenBank genome assembly. NCBI's taxonomy places the organism in Eukaryota, Viridiplantae, Streptophyta, Magnoliopsida, Fabales, Fabaceae.
AUGGAAAUUCUAAGCUCAAAAAGAUGGCCAAUAAUGAAAAUGGGAAUUGCUUAUUUAGGUUGUUCAUCAGGACCUAAUGCUUUAAGGGUGAUGUCGGAAAUAGUUGAAGCUAUAAAUGCAGCUUCAAAUAUGUUGGAUCGACCAGCACCAAAAGAACUAAUGUUGUAUAUGAAUGACAUUUUCACCAAUGACUUCAACAAUGUCUUUGCUUCUUUGCCAUCUUUUCACAAAAGAAUAAACCAGAAAAAAGAAAAUAAUGGAUACUUUAGUUCUAACUGUUUUGUUUCCGCUGUACCGGGAACUUUCUAUUGUAGACUUUUCCCAACUAAGUCAAUUCACUUCGUUCACUCUUCUACCAGCAUUCAUUGGCUUUCUCGUGUAUGUUUUUCAAACUUUACGAGACUACUUUCUCAAGUUGUUGAGAAAGGAUUAAGCGUUGGUUGUUAUUAUUCACUUGUAAUAUUUUGUCUUUACUAG